Molecule: messenger RNA, 818 nt
Organism: Erpetoichthys calabaricus (reedfish)
Lineage: Eukaryota; Metazoa; Chordata; Cladistia; Polypteriformes; Polypteridae
Exons: 7
Coding region: 93-818 (241 amino acids)
Source: RefSeq, a predicted model, not a curated record
CGUCUCGUUUCCCAGGAGACGGACACUCAGGCGUACAGCCCAGAAAGAGCGUCGACUUGAUCGGACGUCCAAAGGUAGCUUGAAUUGCCCUGAUGGCCCACGUGUUGCACCGAGGUGGCAGGGGGCCAUUUACUCCUCUGGCAGUGCCACUUACCCCCGCGCGCUAUCUCAGGCGGCCCACUGCCUACACAAUAUCUCUGCUUCAGGCGCCUUAUAUAGCUUUAGAAGACAAUCCUCCUGAGUGCAAUAUUCAAGUCCCAUUUUCUCCAAGAUGCCGUCUUCGAAAUCAAACAGGUAUCACCAAUCGUUGGCAGCUUCCCUAUUGUCUGGGCAGUGACUUGUUAGGAAAAUCCCAGGCCCUCAGAGCAGUACAGGCCAGCAUUAAUGACUCCAUGAAGAGAAUUAUGACUGUUGAUUCACCCUUUUAUAUUCAUGAUGAGAUCUCAUCGUCUGAUUCCAUUCCUUCCACUGUUCCAUCAACUCCAAGAAAGGAUCGACCAGUAUCUGCAAAGUUAAGUGUAAGACUGCCUGGCCUUCCAAGGCCUGAGGAUCUAUUUUAUGUUCAGUCAAGAAAAGUGGCCAAAAACAUGGCUCCAGACAUUGUCCUUGAGUGCAUGGGAAGUUUCUGGGAACUGCAUUGUCCAUAUUUAACAAAGUCAAGGAUACUGAUGGAGCUGUUUUCUUCGGUUAAGAAGCCUAAAGGCCAAGAUAAUGGUCACAAAGCUUUCUUACCAUCUAGAAUUCAGAUUGAAAUAAGGACUGAUAAUAAGAUUCCAUCACAAGGCCGUAGACUGUGUGGAGAUCAGCCUGACUACUGA